Messenger RNA from Rotaria sp. Silwood2, 318 nucleotides. NCBI's taxonomy places the organism in Eukaryota, Metazoa, Rotifera, Eurotatoria, Philodinida, Philodinidae. The record is from the annotation of a GenBank genome assembly.
AUGGAACAUUAUAUUAAACCACAAACAACUAUUGUCUUACAUGUGAUUCCAUCAUCUAUAGAUUUUACAAUUUCAGAAUCGAUUCAACUUGCAAAAAAAAAUGAUCCACAAUAUGAAAGACAAUUGAUUGCGGUAUCAAAGAUUGAUAAGUAUGAUAAAGGUAUUGGACCAGGUUCAAUGGUACUUAAACUUGGUUGUGUAGCUGUGCUUAAUCAUACACAAGAGGAAAUCGAACAGAAUAUUUCAUUUGAUAAAAUACGACGACAUGAACAAGAAUUUUUUCAUACUAAUAAAGCAUUUGAAGAUGUACCGGAAUGA